Messenger RNA from Eruca vesicaria subsp. sativa (arugula), 273 nucleotides. NCBI's taxonomy places the organism in Eukaryota, Viridiplantae, Streptophyta, Magnoliopsida, Brassicales, Brassicaceae. The record is from the annotation of a GenBank genome assembly.
GUCAGCUUCGCGUCGAUCGUCUUCCUCCUCCGACUUGGGACUACUGUAUCAGUUUGAUUAGGUUGAGAAGUCAAAGAGAUGGCAGGACACAGAGUUGCACAUGCCACACUUAAAGGGCCUAGCGUUGUGAAGGAGUUAAUCAUCGGUAUGGCACUCGGUUUAGCUGCUGGUGGUCUUUGGAAGAUGCACCAUUGGAACGAACAGAGAAAAACUAGAGCUUUCUAUGACUUGCUUGAGAGAGGUGAGAUCAGUGUUAUCGCUGCUGAAGAGUAA